Molecule: messenger RNA, 1698 nt
Organism: Melitaea cinxia (Glanville fritillary)
Lineage: Eukaryota; Metazoa; Arthropoda; Insecta; Lepidoptera; Nymphalidae
Product: juvenile hormone esterase-like
Exons: 3
Coding region: 1-1581 (526 amino acids)
Source: RefSeq, a predicted model, not a curated record
AUGGAUGUAGUAAAAGUCGAACAAGGUAUGAUGAAAGGUGUUUUGUGUGAUAAUAGCGAAGGAACAUACUUUGCAUUUAAAGGAAUUCCAUAUGCAAAGCCACCGCUUGGGAGAUUAAGGUUCAAGGCUCCGGAACCUCCAGAGCCGUGGCAAGGUAUUCGCGAUGCAUCAGAGCACGGACCUAUUUGUCCUCAAUAUAAUGAACGACUGCAACGCAUUGAGGCUGGUAGCGAAGAUUGUCUCUACCUUAAUGUUUAUUCCAAAACGCUUCAACCAUCACAGCCCUUGCCUGUAAUGGUGUGGAUACAUGGAGGAGCUUUUUACACCGGCUCUGGAAACUCUGAUUUCUAUGGUCCAGAUUUUUUUAUGCGACAUAACAUGAUCCUUGUAACAUUAAAUUAUCGACUGGAAGUCCUUGGGUUUUUGUGUCUCGAUAAUGAAGAAGUACCAGGUAAUGCAGGAUUAAAAGAUCAAGUCGCAGCCUUGAAGUGGAUUAAAAAUAAUAUCACCGCUUUUGGAGGUGACGUGAAUAAUGUAACAAUAUUCGGCUGCAGCGCUGGCUCUGCAUCAGUUUCGUACCACUUGGUUUCUAGAAUGAGCGAAGGUUUAUUUAACAAGGCGAUAUGCCAAAGUGGAGUUUGCAUACAUGACUGGGCCUACAGUCUAUACGGACGUCAGCGCGCUUUUCAACUAGGACGAAUGUUAGGCAUAGAUACUAAAGACGCAACAAAGUUAGUACAAUUUUUAAGAGACGUUCCAGUGUCUUCAUUAGUCAAUAUCAAAUUACCAUCAGUUGAAACUAGUCACAUAGAUAUUACGGACGGUAUAUGUUUCUCACCGGUUGUUGAGAAAUCAGAACUUAAUGUUGAAAAUUUUCUAGCAGAAACUCCGAUUGACAUAGUUAAAAAGGGAAGGUUAGCAAAAGUACCUAUAAUGGUUGGGUAUACUUCGGCUGAAGGAAUAGAAUUAGGAAAAGUUUUUCCUUCUACAUUAAAUUUUUUAAAAACUGUAGGCGCGGUGAUACCGAGAGAACUAAAACUAAAGUUUGAUGAAUCAAGGUUGCGAGACAUUGAUGAAAAAAUUCGAAAGUUUUAUUUUAACGGCAAAGAACUUAAUAAAGAUAUGGUCCAGGAAGUAGUAAAUCUCGAAACGGAUAAAUUGUUCGCAUACAAUGUUUCUAGAUUUGCACGUUAUUACCGUCACUUAACAUCCAUGCCUGUUUACUUAUAUAAAAUGGCGAUUGAAACAGAAAGAAAUUUUACAAAGAAAACAUAUAAAAUGGAAUCUAUACCCGGAGUUUGUCAUUCAGAUGACUUACCAUAUCUGUUUAACAUUACUUGUUUAGACAUACCAUUGACGGAUGAAUCUAAGCAAUACAUAGAACAAUUUGUUCAAUUAUGGUAUAAUUUCGCUUCGACUGGGAAUCCUACAUCUACAAAAAUAGCAGUGGAAUGGAAACAGUUUACAGAUAAGGAACGAUACUGCCUAAUUAUAGACAAGGAACUUAAGUGUAUUUUGAAUGUUGAUGCAGAAAAUAUGAAAUUUUGGGAGAAUAUUUACGACGAAAUAGAACUUAUUUGAAUUGAUGAAACCAAACAUAUUUUCGAGUAAUGAUAGAAGAUGAAGAAUGAUAGAAGCUUUGUGAAAUUAAUAAAUUAGUAUUUAUUACUAUAGAAUAAAACACGAAGUUUGUUUGCA